This is a messenger RNA of Triticum aestivum (bread wheat), 728 nucleotides long. RefSeq lists its product as uncharacterized. The transcript is spliced from 4 exons. The record is from RefSeq and is a predicted model, not a curated record. NCBI's taxonomy places the organism in Eukaryota, Viridiplantae, Streptophyta, Magnoliopsida, Poales, Poaceae. Bases 161 to 586 code for a protein of 141 amino acids.
GAGUCGUUGCCGGUUUGCCGCGCAGCGCAGGUCUGUUCCUGCUAGAGUCGGAUCGAUCGAUCUUCAUAUAACAACAGCAAUCCAUCGCCGAGCAACGAAACCAAAUUGCAAGCAAUUCUUUUCUUUUCUUAUUAUUAUCUCCAGCACGCCCUGUCCGUCGAUGAUGGCAUGCCGGCUCGCCCUCUGCAGGGCUGCAACACAUCCUGCAAAGCGUGGGCUGGCAACUGUGGUCUACGGCGAGGCAGCGGCGGCCGCAAAAUCAUCGAAUGCCGCAGGCCGCAUUCUUACAAAUCUACAAAGGAGAAACGGAUCGAGCUUUCUUGGUCAGAGGGUACGAGGCCACCCUCACGCAGCAGGAGGAACUGCUAAAUCAGAACCAGUCGACACGACGCACAGUUUUUUCCGCAACCUGUUGUUUUCCGGAGGAGGAACUGUCAAGUCAGAACCGGUCAACAUGUUCAAAGCGGCGAAUGAUCGAAUGACAAGGGAUUUCUGGAUUUUCAUCUUGUCCAUGGGAGCUAUCACGGGUUACGGUGCGUAUAGCAAUACGCAUAAAAGAUCGGAUAAGCUAGGCACACAAAUGUAAAGAAGAUGCACGCACGGUCUAGAGAUCUCUGAUUUUUUUUCUUUUUCAGGUCUGAAAGAUAAUGCAGCGUAUUUUUUGGAAUAUUGUGUUGUGAAUCUGUAAAAACUCCUGCUUCUGAAUCUCAAAUUACAUGAAUGUCGUG